GGUAAUAUUAAUUUUAAUGCAAGCUUAAUCAAUAGGAGAAGAUUGCAUGGAACUGUUUGAUGCAAAUACUUAUGGUGAUGGUCAAGAAAGAAACUGUGGAUUAUGUUAUAAGCCUCCAACUUAUGAAGAAAUCGAAUAAGAAAGUAGAAUAAACAAUAAAAAAUUGAUUCCCAAUGAUAAAGAAAAAUUCAUUGAGCUUAUACUAAAGGAACAAUAAGUGAGAUUGGAUAAGAACGUUUAAGAUUUGUAUGGAUAACUUAAUUAUUCAGGAGUAGUCGAGGAAUUAAUCCAUGCCGAAAUAUUUAAACAUUUUGGCUAUGAUGAUUGCCCAUUAAAUCAUAAAUUGUACUAUGCCUUGACUAGGAAAUACAUUAAAGAUCCUGAAUUGAAGAAGUAAGUAUUUUUUUGGAGAAAUAAUGUAAUGCAUGGAUCCAAACUUGGAUUGAAUGAAUAACCACCUGAAAUCCAAUUGUUGAAUUUAGAAUAGUAGAAGGUUGCUUUAUAAGAAUUAAUGCUUAAAAGCCAUAAGGAAAAUAGAUUGCUUGUUGCUUUUGCUGGCAGCAUAACAUGA
This is a messenger RNA of Paramecium tetraurelia, 571 nucleotides long. RefSeq lists its product as uncharacterized. Lineage: Eukaryota; Ciliophora; Oligohymenophorea; Peniculida; Parameciidae. The transcript has 3 exons. The record is from RefSeq and is a predicted model, not a curated record.